AUGUGUGUCAAUUCAUCGUUCCUGGCUAAUUGCAGAAUAAGAGCUUUCGGGAUAUUGAAGACACAAUUCAGAUCGUUCUCCUUAAAUAAUAAGACUAGUAACCCUCAGAAUUUCACAGACUAUGAAUCUAUCAAACAGCAGUACAAGCCACAAGUGCCAGAAUACUUCAAUUUUGCAAGUGAUGUCCUCGAUAAGUGGAGUGAAAUGGAAAAGGCUGGAAGCAGAGAUUCAAACCCUGCAUUUUGGUGGUUGAGUGAACAUGGGCAAGAGGUGAAAUGGACCUUCCAGGACCUUGAAGUCUACUCCAAAAAGGUGGCCAACAUCCUGUCAGGAGCCUGUGAUCUACAAUUGACUGAUCGAGUUAUUAUUAUCCUGCCACGGGUUCCGGAAUGGUGGCUUGUAAACAUAGCAUGCAUGAGAACAGGUACUGUACUGAUUCCUGGCACAAGCCUGCUAACAGCCACAGACAUAUGUCACAGACUGCAGGCCUCCAAAGCAAAAUGCAUAAUUACAAAUGACAGCCUGGCAGAUGCUGUAGAAUCAGUGGCAUCCAAGUGCCCUUCUCUCAAAGCAAAGGUGACUAUAUCACAUAAACACAGAGAGGGAUGGAUGAGCUUCCAAGAUCUUUUCCGAAAUGCAUCAGAUGACCACAAGUGUGCAAAUACCAAGAGUUUGGACCCAAUGGCCAUUUUCUUUACCAGCGGAACUACGGGACCUCCAAAAAUGGCCUUACAUACCCACUGCAGUUAUGGAAUGGGUCUUGCAGUGAAUGGAAGGUACUGGUUGGACCUCACUCCUUCAGAUGUGAUAUGGAAUACCUCUGAUACUGGCUGGGCUAAGUCUGCAUGGAGCAGCAUCUUUUCGCCAUGGAUUCAAGGAGCCUGUGUUUUUGUCAUUCAGAUGCCACGGUUUAAAGCAAAAAAUGUAUUGGAAGUUUUAUCCAAGUAUCCAAUAACAACCUUCUGUUCUCCACCUACUGCAUAUCGUAUGCUUGUACAGAGUGACGUUAGUAGUUACAGAAUCAAAAGCCUCCAGCACUGUGUGAGUGCUGGUGAGCCCCUUAACCCUGAGGUACUGGAGAAAUGGAAAGAACAGACAGGCUUAGACAUAUAUGAAGGAUAUGGCCAGACCGAGACUACCUUGAUCUGUGCAACAUUCAAAGGCAUGAAAAUUAAACCUGGUUCAAUGGGGAAGCCAACUCCAGCAUUUAAUGUACAGAUUAUUGAUGAGAAUCGCAAUGUGGUUCCUCCUGGAGUGGAAGGUGAAAUUGCCAUUCAACUGAAGCCUGUUAGACCACUCGGCCUCUUUUCUGGAUACAUUGAUGAUCCACAACAAACUGCUGCAGUCCUACGAGAAGACUAUUUUCUGACUGGAGACCGUGGUCUGGUGGAUGAGGAUGGAUACUUCUGGUUUCUUGGAAGAUCAGAUGAUAUAAUUUUAUCGGCUGGGUACCGUGUUGGACCAUUUGAAGUAGAAAACGCAUUGAUGGAGCAUCCAGCUGUGGCAGAGUCUGCUGUGGUUAGCAGUCCUGAUCCUGUCAGAGGAGAGGUUGUGAAGGCAUUUGUCAUUCGAAGUUCUGUUUAUACCUCACAUGAUCCUGACAAGUUAAUUGAAGAAUUACAAGAACAUGUUAAGAAAGUCACAGCACCGUAUAAAUACCCAAGAAAGAUUGAAUUUGUGAAGCAACUGCCCAAGACCAUUAGUGGGAAAAUCAAAAGAAAUGAGUUACGAAAAAAAGAAUGGGAAAAAUAA
This is a messenger RNA of Carcharodon carcharias (great white shark), 1752 nucleotides long. RefSeq names its product acyl-CoA synthetase medium chain family member 3 (gene acsm3). Gene Ontology annotation, biological process: acyl-CoA metabolic process; fatty acid biosynthetic process. Gene Ontology annotation, cellular component: mitochondrial matrix. The transcript has 13 exons. The record is from RefSeq and is a predicted model, not a curated record. NCBI's taxonomy places the organism in Eukaryota, Metazoa, Chordata, Chondrichthyes, Lamniformes, Lamnidae. Gene Ontology annotation, molecular function: fatty acid ligase activity; fatty-acyl-CoA synthase activity. Bases 1 to 1752 code for a protein of 583 amino acids.